Molecule: messenger RNA, 1468 nt
Organism: Salarias fasciatus (jewelled blenny)
Lineage: Eukaryota; Metazoa; Chordata; Actinopteri; Blenniiformes; Blenniidae
Gene: amacr
Product: alpha-methylacyl-CoA racemase
Exons: 6
Coding region: 113-1261 (382 amino acids)
Biological process (GO): bile acid metabolic process
Cellular component (GO): mitochondrion
Molecular function (GO): alpha-methylacyl-CoA racemase activity
Source: RefSeq, a predicted model, not a curated record
CGUGACCGCCGCGGGCCGCCGUGGACUUUUCUAACGCCCACUGCGGGCUGCACGGAGCGCCCCGCGGCGGAGUCCACAGGACCUCUGCCCCGGACUGCGUGAAGGCUCCGUCAUGGCGCUGGCCGGAGUCCGAGUCAUCGAGCUGGCCGGCCUGGCCCCGGCGCCGUUCUGCGGGAUGAUCCUGGCGGACUUCGGAGCCAAGGUGAUCCGUGUGGACCGGACCAAGGUCGGCGUGUCCCUGGACCGGCAGGCCCGGGGGAAGCGGUCGGUGGCCAUCAACCUGAAGAGCGCCGCGGGCGUGGCUCUGCUCCGGAAGCUGUGUCUGCAGUCCGACGUGGUGCUGGAACCCUACCGCAGAGGUGUGAUGGAGAAGCUGGGUCUGGGUCCCAACGAGCUGCUGAAGGAAAACCCCCGCCUGAUCUACGCCCGGCUGACGGGGUACGGCCAGACCGGGAGCUACGCCGCCGCCGCCGGCCACGACAUCAACUACCUCGCCAUGUCAGGUCUUCUGUCCCGGCUGGGGCGCAGCGGCGAGGAGCCCUACGCGCCGCUCAACCUGCUGGCGGACUUUGCGGGCGGCGGGCUGACGUGCGCGAUGGGGAUCCUGCUGGCGCUGCUGGAGAGGACCAGGUCGGGGAAAGGGCAGGUGAUCGACGCCAGCAUGGUGGAAGGAGCAGCGUACACGGGCUCGUUUGUGUGGAAGUCUCAGGGGACGGGGCUGUGGGGCCGUCCUCGAGGCCAGAACCUGCUGGACAGCGGCGCGCCCUUCUACGACACGUACCGGACCUCGGACGGGCGCCACAUGGCGGUGGGCGCCCUGGAGCCGCAGUUCUACGCCCAGCUGCUCCACGGUUUGGAGUUGGCAGAAGCAGACCUGCCCGCCCAGAUGAGCGUCUCCGAUUGGCCGGAGCUCCGGCGGGUCUUCACGGAGCGCUUCGCCUCCAAGACGCAGGCGGAGUGGUCGGAGGUGUUCGACGGGACGGACGCCUGCGUCACGCCCGUGCUGUCCUUCGACGACGUGAGCUCCCACCCCCACAACCGGGACCGGGGCUCCUUUCUGAGGGACCGCGACGGGCAGGAGAGCCCUCGGCCCGCCCCCCUUCUGUGCCGGACCCCCGCCCGGCCCUGCCUCGCCCCCGACCCCGCCGUGGGGGAGCACACGGUCCAGGUCCUGCAGGAGUACGGCUUCACGGCGGCAGAGAUCGAGCAGAUGCUGGCAGCCGGGGUCGUGGAGCGCCCCGGUGUCGCCUCAAAGCUGUAGAGAAACCAGGCUCCUCAGAGACCAGGGUCCGGAUGAGAGCAGAUCAAGCAGGACCAGCGUGAAGCCACAGCUCAUUAACUGUGAGGACGGCCACUAAAUCACAUGGUUCAGACGAAACCAAAGGUUCAGCUGGUUUUCUGUACGCAAGGUGAAAUGCUGAAAGUCUUCAUGUCAGACUUUUAACUGUGAAUUAAAGGUUUCUGUGGG